Messenger RNA from Hemisphaericaspora subhashii, 600 nucleotides. RefSeq lists its product as uncharacterized. The record is from RefSeq and is a predicted model, not a curated record. Gene Ontology annotation, molecular function: peptidyl-tRNA hydrolase activity. The coding region runs from base 1 to 600 and encodes 199 amino acids. NCBI's taxonomy places the organism in Eukaryota, Fungi, Ascomycota, Pichiomycetes, Serinales, Debaryomycetaceae. The transcript has a single exon.
AUGAUAAUAUUCUCAAUUGGGAAUCCAGGACCCAUGAACAGACAUUCAGCUGGUCAUUUAAUGUUAAAAUUAUUAAUGGAUAAUUAUUCAAUUAAACAAUUAGUUAAGAAAUCAACAUAUUCAAUAUCAUCAUCAAAUAAUUAUAAAAUGAUAUUUAUAAAAUCAAAUCUGUAUAUGAAUGAAUCUAAUAAAUCAUGGCAAUCUUUAAUUAAAUUAGAAAAAUUGAAUUUGGUAAAUUCAAUAAUAUUAAUUCUUUAUGAUGAUUUUGAAAAUGAUUUAUCAGAGAUCAGAAUAUCACAAUUCAAAAAUAAGAAUGAAUCUCAUAAUGGGAUUAAGAAUUUACUGACCAUAAUGAACUUUGAUAAUGUUUAUAAAUUUGGAAUUGGAAUUGGUCCAAAGCCAAAAAAUGCCACUCGGGAGAUUAUGUCAAGUUGGGUAUUAAGUAAAUUUAAACCAGAAGAAAUUGCAAUACUUGAAUCUAUAAGUUUACAAAAACUGAUUAUGUUUAUUGAAGAAAUUAUGGAAAUGCAUGGUGAUAUUAUUGAUAUUAAUAAAUUUAAUUCAAAAUUAAAUAAAAUGUGGAAAUCAAUGGAGGGAUAG